Molecule: messenger RNA, 1527 nt
Organism: Lingula anatina
Lineage: Eukaryota; Metazoa; Brachiopoda; Lingulata; Lingulida; Lingulidae
Product: sushi, von Willebrand factor type A, EGF and pentraxin domain-containing protein 1-like
Source: RefSeq, a predicted model, not a curated record
UUGAGGGUAACAUGGGCGCCGCUUCUCGUUGUCGUCUGCUUACAUCAGACGAUACUGGGGCAGAUCUCGCCAUCUCAAAGCAACUUCGCCAAAACUUACCAUCUUUAUGUUCUCAAUGCCCAGCUGGAGAGACUUAUGGAAGAAAUCUAUGCGGAUUGCCCAUCUUUCUUCCAUAAACCGGACAACUUUGCACAACUUGGGGGCCUUUUUGGGAAAAGGCAGUUGGCACCCGUGGAUUCGGAUAUUCUGGACCUGAAAAUUAAGUUGGCUCAGCAUGCUCUUGACCUGGCAUCAAAACGCCACAUUGAAUGCUUGAAAGUGACCACCACCACCCGUCCAAGCACCACGGAUAUCGAUGAAUGCGCCAGUCAACCAUGUAAAAACUGGGCUACGUGUAAGGAUGGUGUGAACUCCUACAGCUGUGUGUGUCUGUCUGGUUAUACGGGACAAACGUGUGCAACAGAUAUAGAUGAAUGUGCCAGUCAACCAUGUAAAAACGGGGCUACAUGUUAUGAUGGUGUGAACUCCUACAUGUGCGUGUGUCAGCCUGGAUAUACGGGACAGACGUGUACAGUAGAUAUCGAUGAAUGCGCCAGUCACCCAUGUAAAAACGGUGCUACGUGUGGGGAUGGUGUGAACUCCUACAGUUGUGUGUGUCCACCUGGAUAUACGGGACAGACGUGUAACAUUGACAUCGAUGAAUGUGCCAGUCAACCAUGUAAAAACGGUGCUACGUGUAAGGAUGGUGUGAACUCCUACAGCUGUGUGUGUCUGUCUGGAUAUACUGGACAGACGUGUGCCAUAGAAAUCGAUGAAUGCGCCAGUCAACCAUGUAAAAAUGGAGCCACGUGUAUGGAUGGUGUGAAUUUCUACAGCUGCGUAUGUCUGUCCGGAUAUACCGGACAGACAUGCGCAAAAAAUUGCAAACUGAGAGUAGAUGUUGCAUUUCUGGUGGACGAAUCAGGGACUGUUGGAGAAGCUCAAUUCCAGAAAGUUUUGCAGUUCAUCCACAACAUGGUGAAUACUUCUUUUAAUGUCAGUAAAGACGCAGUUCGGGUGGCUAUGAUAACCUUUGGGACAGGUUACAAAGUGCAAUUUAUAUUGCGAGACACCACCAACAAAACUGAUGUUUUGAAUAAGAUAGAUGCUGUAGCUUACCAAGGCGGAGGCACAGACACUUCUCUAGCCAUACGAUUAGCAAGGGUGGCAUUUUUAAACCCAUUACGACCAGCAGGUGCUAGAAAAGGAAUUCCGCAAAUCGCCAUUGUGAUAACUGACGGGCUUUCCGACGACCCCACUGAGACCAAAAAAGAAGCAGAAUUAGCUCAAAAGCAAGGUAUAGAGAUAUUUGCUAUUGGUAUUGGUAACUUUACAAACUACAGUGAGCUUCAAGCCAUUGCCAGUGAUCCCGAUGACGGACAUGUUUACAAUGUCGAUGAUUUUACAGCGCUUAUGAACAUUGGUGAUAUGGUGUCUAGAAGCAUUUGUAAAGGACUCCAUAGUGCCAGUAUGCUCAACGAGAAAUAG